AUGUCCUACCAGCAGGAACGCUACAUCGCCGAGCUCGCCGUCCAGCGUGCCACCCUCCUCACCCAGAAGGUCUUCAACGAGAAGGCCAAGGGCACUGUCUCCAAAGAUGACAAGUCACCCGUUACCAUUGGCGACUUCGGCGCCCAGGCUCUGAUCAUCCAAGCCAUCCGCAAGAACUUCCCCAAUGAUGAGAUCGUCGCCGAAGAGGAGGCCAGCAGCCUUCGGGAGGACAAGGCGCUGAGCGCCGAGAUCUGGAGACUGGUCCAGGAUAUCAAGUUGGUGGACACUGAGAGCGACAACCUCCUGGGAGGCCCUCUGCCUAGCGAAGAAGCGAUGCUGGACAUCAUCGACCAGGGCAAGAGUGCUGGCGGUGCCAAGGGUCGUAUCUGGGCUUUGGACCCCAUUGACGGCACCAAGGGUUUCCUGCGCGGUGGUCAGUACGCCGUCUGUCUCGGUCUGAUUGAAGACGGUGAUGUCAAGGUUGGUGCCAUUGGCUGCCCUAACUUGCCUGUUAACGACGCCGAGACCAUGUCUGCGGGCAUCGGCGCUGAGCAGACCAGUGGCACUGGCAAGGGUGUCCUCUUCUCCGCCAUCCAGGGCGUUGGUUCCAUCAGCCGGCCCCUCACCAACGGUGCUCUUGCUGAGAGCAAGUCCAUCUCCAUGCGCCCCGUCCCCGAUAUCGCUCAGGCCGUGUUCUGCGAGGGUGUCGAGGCCGGUCACUCCGCUCAGGACGACAACGCCGCCGUUGCUAAACUUCUCGGUAUUACCUCCCCCAGUGUGCGUCUGGACUCGCAAGCCAAGUACUGCUCGAUUGCCCGCGGUGCUGGUGACAUCUACUUGCGCCUGCCGGUGAAGAAGGACUACCAGGAGAAGAUCUGGGACCACGCCGCUGGUGACCUGAUCGUGCGGGAAGCUGGUGGUCAAGUGACGGAUAUCUACGGCCAGAGACUGGAUUUCAGCAAGGGCAGGACCCUGGCGGCCAACAAGGGAGUUGUCGCGGCCCCCAAGGCCCUCCAGGACCAGGUCAUCGGUGCUGUGAAGACUGUUCUGAAGUUGUAA
Aspergillus niger is the source of this 1059-nucleotide messenger RNA. RefSeq lists its product as uncharacterized. The record is from RefSeq and is a predicted model, not a curated record. Bases 1 to 1059 code for a protein of 352 amino acids. Gene Ontology annotation, biological process: sulfate assimilation; phosphatidylinositol phosphate biosynthetic process. Lineage: Eukaryota; Fungi; Ascomycota; Eurotiomycetes; Eurotiales; Aspergillaceae. The transcript has a single exon. Gene Ontology annotation, molecular function: 3'(2'),5'-bisphosphate nucleotidase activity.